AUGGGAGUACCACGGAACAUCGAACGACAUGCAUACUUAUGGGAAGUAACGAGAAAUGCGGAAUGGAUUCUGUCAGAUCCCGCACCACCAUAUAAUGGACGAAUGAUGUAUACGAGAGUGGCGAGAACAC
Messenger RNA from Cercopithifilaria johnstoni, 130 nucleotides. NCBI's taxonomy places the organism in Eukaryota, Metazoa, Nematoda, Chromadorea, Rhabditida, Onchocercidae. The record is from the annotation of a GenBank genome assembly.